Fukomys damarensis (Damara mole-rat) is the source of this 3893-nucleotide messenger RNA. RefSeq names its product DEP domain containing MTOR interacting protein (gene Deptor). Lineage: Eukaryota; Metazoa; Chordata; Mammalia; Rodentia; Bathyergidae. Gene Ontology annotation, molecular function: protein binding. Bases 30 to 1628 code for a protein of 532 amino acids. The record is from RefSeq and is a predicted model, not a curated record. The transcript is spliced from 11 exons. Gene Ontology annotation, biological process: intracellular signal transduction.
CUAAGGAAAACGGAACAAACAGUAGACAAAUGCUUUUCUGCUCUGCUGGGGAAAUUUCUAUCUCCUCACAUGGGAGCCUCGCCCGAAUCCGAGGGAGCCUCUGUUGGCGGUGCUGCGAUGUUUUGUUUUGCCACCCGGGUCGUGUCCUGUGGUCCAGGCUGGACUCGAACUCGGGGCCCAAACUUCUGACCCUCCAGCUGGCUGAUGACAGGUGCCCACAGGCACCUAGCUGUGAACUCAGGCACGCCGGUCAUCCGGCGCUCGGGAGGCUGAGGCAGGAGGAUCGCUGUGCGAUCACGGGCCGCAGUGAGACCCCGUCUGUGUCCGCCCACGUGGUCUCCAGCCCCGGGGACCCGGCACACAGAGUCCUCACGAGCGCCGCCCUCCGCAGGCUGAGGCUGCAUGAGGAGAAGGUCAUCAAGGACCGGCGCCACCACCUCAAGACCUACCCCAACUGCUUCGUGGCCCGGGAGCUCAUUGACUGGCUGAUCGAGCACAGGGAGGCUGCAGACCGCGAGACGGCAGUGGCGCUGAUGCAGAAGCUGGCGGACCGGGGCAUCGUGCACCACGUGUGUGAUGAGCACAAGGAGUUCAAGGACGUCAAGCUCUUCUACCGCUUCCGCAAGGACGAUGGCACCUUCCCGCGGGACGCCGAGGUCCAGGCCUUCGUGCGGGGUCAGCGGCUGUAUGAGAACCUCCCGAGGGCUCAGGUGACAGGCGGCCACCACUGUGCCCAGUCUGUACUUUUCCUCCAAGCCCACACCGCUGCCCUGCUGCUGCAGGUUGUCAACAGCGUCCCCUUUCCGUGUCCUUCAGCCGAGCAGCUGUGCCAGCGGCUCACAGAGCACGGCAUCGUCCAGCACGGGCCUGGCUCGGUGUUCUGGGUUUUGGAAGCUGCGGUUUCCGAGGAUGCAGGGCCUGACACAGCAGGUCCCCUGCCAGCCACUGCUGAGGCCGAGCAGCUGUGCCAGCGGCUCACAGAGCACGGCAUCGUCCAGCACGUGUCCAACCGGCGCCCCUUCCUGGACAGCAACCUGCUCUACCAGUUCCGGAUGAACUUCCGCCGGAGACGGCGGCUGAUGGAGCUGCUCAGCGAGGUGGCCCCGGGCAGCCCCGACACCCACGACAGCCCCUUCUGCCUGCGCCGCCAGGGCCACGAUGCCCGCAAGGCCGCCAGCUUUAUGUCAGUGAGCCCCAGCAAGGAGAUCAAGGUGGCGUCCGCGGGCCGCAGGAGCAGCUGGAGCAGCGGUGGCAGCAGCGGCUACUUCAGCAGCAGCCCCACCCUGGGCAGCAGCCCCCCGGUGCUGUGCAACCCCAAGUCCGUGCUGAAGAGACCGGUCACCUGGGAGGAGCUGCUGAGCCCCGGGGCGCCGUACGCCCGCAAGACGUUCACCAUCGUGGGUGAUGCCGUGGGCUGGGGCUUCGUGGUCCGGGGGAGUAAGCCUUGUCACAUCCAGGCCGUGGACCCCAGCGGGCCUGCAGCUGCCGCAGGAAUGAAGGUGCGCCAGUUCGUGGUGUCUGUGAACGGGCUGAACGUGCUGCACGUGGACUACCGCACCGUGAGCAGCCUCAUCCUGACGGGGCCGCGCACCAUCGUCAUGGAAGUCAUGGAGGAGCUGGAGGGCUGAGCCUGCGGCCGCCCACCCCACCUCCUCCACACCUGCGCUCCUGGGGUCCAGGGUCCUGCCCUGUGCCAAUGAUGAGGAAGAGUCGGACGGCGCAUCUUUAAAAGAAUAAAUGCGCUGGUUGUGUGGUGCGCACCUGUCAUCACAGCUCUUAGGAGGCUGAGGCAGGAAGAUCUCUCAGAGUUCAAGCCCAGCCUGGGCUACACAGUGAGUCCCUGGCUCAGAAAAUAAAAAUUAAAGAGGAAAUGAAGUCAGUGUAGAAAACAUUUGGGAACCACUUUUCCUACAGGACAGAGUUGCCUUACUAGAUUUCUACUUCUUGUGCCAAUUUGUUGAGGGUUGUUUAGUAGUAGUCGUAGUAUGUCUCGCAGAUAGUUUUUGAAAUGCUUCUCAAGCUAAAACAGCACCAAGCUAAAGUCCGCUCUUGGGAGUCAUUGGAGUAGAUGUCCAGACCUUGUGGCGUGCACUUGGAGUCCAAGCAAACUGGGAGGCUGAGGCAGGAGGGUCACUUGAGCUCAGAGGUUCAAAGCCAGGUUGGACUUGUAGAGAGCCCAACUCUACAAAAAUAUUCCACCAAAAUCAUCGUGGAACCGUUUAACUGAGAGUGCAGAUGUCACUAUGCUUUAAAUGAAGAGCAACACCUAUGGGCCCAGCCUGUGAACCCGCGUUUCCGCCCUGCUCCUGUUGACCUUAGUGCUUGGAAACUGGCAGAAAAGUGACUUCCCCCACUGUUGCCUUCUGUGUCCGCUUUUACCUCUCCCCGGCUCGGUGCAGGGAAAACAAGGCAGCCUCGCUGUCCCUGGGCGGCGGGGGAUGCAGAGCCGAUGCCUGUUCGUUCUCUGAGCUGAAGUCAUUUUCUCAGGAUCCAUCCCAUUUAUUUCUAAAUCUGUGGCCGCAAGGAGACGCACACGCGAUGCAGGACUCGGAGAACACAAGGGGCGCUGCCUGCCUCCCGCGGCCCUGCUCCGAGCCGCAGCUCCCGUCGUCACCUUCAUCCUGUGUGUGUGUGUGUGUGUGUGUGUGUGUGUGUGUCUUUUCUUUCUCUGGAAAACAGAGCCCGCCUGGGCCGUGGCUGGAAUUUGGGUGUCAGGGACCCCACUGCUGGUCCUGAGUGCCGGGGUUACUGUCUGAUGCACUCACGAAGAAAAUCUGCGUGCUGUUCUCAGCCACUCUGUGAUCGGUCACCGCCGUGUGUCGGACCAGCAGCGUGGUAGGAGGCUGAGGCUGGAGGAUCUCUGAGUGAGAGGCCAGCCGGGGCUGACUCGGCCCUGGUCUCAGGUCCUCGACCUCCUGCUGUCCUCACCGCCUUCCAAGGCAGAGCUUAGCCUCGUUUUUUCAGGGCCUCAGCCGAUUGAAGCUGUGCCUGGGUCCCUACCCCAGCCUCCUGUCUUCGUACUUCAGGAGGCCCAGCUUUGCCCAGGGCCACACCUCGUUUGUCCUUGAACACCUGGGAUCAAUGUGGUCACCACCUCUCCUCCGCAGACAGAUGGCUGGGGGGGUCCACGCAGAUGCCGGGGGCAGGGGCUUCCUCGGGGCGGGGGCGCAGAUACGGGAGUGACAUCGUUUUUCAUUUUUCAAAGCUUUUUGUCUUUGUAACAGGGUCUCGCUGUGUAGUCCAGGCUGACCUCGAACUAACCGUGGCAGUCUUCCUGCCUCAGCCUCCGAGUGCUGGGAUCACACGUGUGUCCAUCACGCCCAGUUUAUAACAUUUUGGAAAAAAAGGAGUUAGUUUUCGGCCCUGGUGUUCGCUCACUGACCGGAGAGGGCGGAGCGGCUUUCCAGACGGCCGAUGCCCAGGCCUGAGCCCCGAAUGGCGGUGACCUCCCUCGGCCGUGCGUGGGCAGCACACGGACGGGUGGGCGGGGUGAGCAGACCCGCGAGCGCAAGUCCCAAACCCUCUGUGGUCUUCCCAGAGGCUCCCGGGGCGCCGGUGGGGUCCCUCCUGCCCCACUCGGAAGGUUCUGGAAGGGUGGCGCCCCACGGCCAUGCAGAGUGGAGACCAGAGGGGAAACUAAGGCAGGCGGGGCCCUGCAGGCCCAGCCCCACGGCUUGUGGGGUGACAGUCUCCGCCCCGCCCCGCAGCCCGAGACCCACAAAGCACAGUGGGGCCGUGAUCCAUUCCGGCCGUGGUCGUUAAAUCACAUAAGUGUUUUGUGUGUUGUUUUCAUGGUUGUCCCGCUUUCAAUUUUAAGAGCUAGCGUGCUUGCUUUCUUUCUUCUCUUUCGUUCAUUCUUUUUUCUUUCUUUCCCUUCCUUUUUCUUUCUUUCU